AUCCCUAAGAAAAUAGGAUAAACUACAGAGUCGCAAAGACAAAAAAGAUCACGUGAAUCUUACUAAUUCAUGCUAUAGAAAACUAACGACAGAAUAAGAUUUAUUAUUGGAAGGGAACUUGAAGCCUCCACUACCUUCAAAAUGUCUUUCAUGUUCAGAAGCGAUCAUAUGACGUAUUGUAACAUAUAUGUGCAAGUGGAAGCCGCUUAUGAGACUGUCGCGCAACUCGGAGAAAUGUCUUGUGUCCAAUUUCUUGAUGCAUCACCAGAAUUGAAUGCCUUCCAAAGGAGAUACGUAUCUGAGCUAUGUCGCUGCGCGGAGUUGGAACGCAAACUUGGCAUCAUUCAUAACGAAAUGGUCAAAGACGACAUCUAUAUACCAAAAUUUAUAGGUGAUGAACCGAGUGCUAUGCCACCAAAAGAAAUAAACACUUACGAGAACAUGAUAGAGAAAUGGGAAAAUGAUAUCCAGUUGAUGGCUGGCUAUCAAACCAUGUUGCUGAAGAACCAUCAGGAUCUGGCAGAAAUGCACUAUGUGUUGACAUUAGUGGGUCCAAUUCUCGGCGAUGUGGAGUUUAGGAGGGAGAGCCUCUUUGGUAACAAGGGGCCAGGCGGUGAUAAUAAUGUUGGCGGGCUCAUAUUCGUGCGGACCGGCGUUGUCAAUCGUAGCAAAAGUUUUACCUUUGAGACCAUGUUGUGGAGAAUUUCUCGAGGGAAUAUAUACUUCCGUACUGCCUCUGAAGACAGAUCUUUUGAAGACCCCGCUAAUAGUGGCACCUUCGUCCGAAAAGUGGCGUUUUUGGCGGUAUGUCAAGGAAAGGCAUUAUCUACGUUAUUGGAGAAAAUUUGCACCGCAUUUCAUGCAAAUAUGUACCCUUGUCCAAGGACGUUCGCCGGACGAACUGAAAUGCUCAACAAGCUUUUGACAAGGCUCAGUGAUUUAGAUCAAGUGAUAAGAAAAUCUAAAUAUUUUCGAUGCAAAACUUUGAAGUCAAUAGGCAGACUUUACAAUCCAUAUAUAAUUAAAGUCAAAAAAGCAAAGGCUAUAUAUCAUACGAUGAAUCGGUUCAACUUGGAUAUUACGAGGAAAUGCCUAAUUGGCUACUGUUGGGUUCCAAGAAGGGACUUGAGGAGAGUUCAAGAUUCACUUUACAAGUCAUCGGGUACACCCGGGUCAAAAAUGUACUCGUUCAUAACGGAAGUGGACACUAUCGAGCCACCACCAACUUUCCAUCGUAACAACAAGUUCACCCGGGGUUUCCAGGCCCUUAUAAGCGCUUAUGGAGAUUCCACUUACAGAGAACUUAAUCCAGGGUUGUAUACAUUGAUAACUUUCCCAUUUCUCUUCGCGGUCAUGUUCGGGGAUUUUGGCCAUGGUCUUCUUUUGCUUGCCUUCGGCCUAUGGAUGGUGGUCAACGAGAAGAAAUUUAUUAAACAAAACUCUACCAAUGAGAUUUGGAAUAUAUUUUUUGGAGGUAGAUACGUAAUUUUCAUGAUGUCGCUGUUUACUAUGUUCACGGGUUUCUGUUACAACGAUUUCUUUGCAAAGUCCCUAAAAUUUGGACCUGGUUAUUGGGUAAAUCAGUACACGCCACAAGAAUUGGCCGCCAGUGAACAAUUGCAACUAGACCCGGCCUUGCUAACCGGCACUCCUUAUUGUUUUGGCAAAGAUCCUGCUUGGGCUUUAGCGAAAAAUAAGAUUUUAAAUGAGAAUUCUCUGAAAAUGAAAAUGUCUAUAGUACUCGGAAUAGUACACAUGGUAUUUGGAUUAACUUUGAGCCUCUUUAAUCAUAUAUUUUGUAAAAAUAUGUUUGCGAUUUUGCUUCAAUUUGUACCAGAAAUUGUAUUUUUGCUUUGCCUUUUUGGGUGGCUAGUAUUUCUGAUAUUUUGGAAGUGGCUAUCAUUCAGCGCUAAAAGUGGGGAUCUCAAGUCUAGACCCGGAUGCGCACCCUUAAUUCUAAUCCACUUUAUCGACAUGUGUCUUAUGAGAGAGACUAAAUCCCAAGAUCCAAAUUGUAACGCUUAUUUCUUUCCAAUGCAACAUUUGAUACAGCAAAUACUGUUACUAGUCGCGCUAUUUUGUGUGCCUGUACUACUGCUCGGAACGCCAAUAUUUACAAUUAUUACUAAUCCGAAGAAAAGGGUUGAAGCACUAGUAAGUUACUUAUUUUACUAG
Hyposmocoma kahamanoa is the source of this 2175-nucleotide messenger RNA. Its product is annotated as V-type proton ATPase 116 kDa subunit a-like. Gene Ontology annotation, molecular function: proton-transporting ATPase activity, rotational mechanism; ATPase binding. The coding region runs from base 142 to 2175 and encodes 677 amino acids. The transcript has 12 exons. NCBI's taxonomy places the organism in Eukaryota, Metazoa, Arthropoda, Insecta, Lepidoptera, Cosmopterigidae. Gene Ontology annotation, biological process: proton transmembrane transport; vacuolar acidification. Gene Ontology annotation, cellular component: plasma membrane; vacuolar proton-transporting V-type ATPase, V0 domain; vacuolar proton-transporting V-type ATPase complex. The record is from RefSeq and is a predicted model, not a curated record.